UUCGAGCAGAAGGGUAUCGCGGAGUGCGGUGCUCCGCAGACAGAGAAGCAGAGCAUUACGCGGAUAAGUGUCGCUCGGGUACAGUGCGGACCAUGCCCCGUCGCGCCGUUGCCCGCUGGAUGGUGCCGCUGGCCGUGCUCGUCUGCCUCUGGGAGUGCGGCGCCGACCGGUACACCGCCAAAACACUGCGGCGCUACCUCAAGGAAGCCAUCGCUGAGGCGCUGCUUGAACACCGCAGUGAGUUCCUGCCGCCGGAGACAGCUCCGACCACCUCACAGUGCGGGUGCCCGAAGCAGUUCGUGCCGUGCGCCGGCCGCUGCUACCGGCGGCUGUCCCCGGCCGUCACGUAUGAACAAGCUGAACAGGCGUGCGCGCAGGUCAACUCGCACCUGGCGGUGCCGCGCACUCGUGACGAGAACCUAUGCGCCGCCGGUCUGGCCCGCAACCGGCACAUCUGGCUGGGAAUUACCGAUCAGCUCACCGAGGGAGUGUUUGUCGACACCUUCGGCCGGUCGGUGACAGAAGAGCUUACCCAGGUGUGGUCCGCAAGCCAACCAGACAACUACAAUGGUACAGAAGAUUGUGUUGAGAUUUGGCCGGAAAACGCAUUUAAUCUCGGUUCCAAGUUCGCCGAAUGGAAUGACAAACACUGCUCUGAACUGGGAUACCCAAUGUGUCAAUUGGCAUGAUAAGAAACCUGUAGUUCGAGAGGUUGAUAUAAUGCCUAGCCACCUGCUGAGAAGUCUGAAUUACGCGGCUACACCGGAGUACGUUUUACCAAGUGAUCCAAGUACAGCUACCUGAAGGACCACCGGUUUUAUAUUUCAGCAAUGUGGGUGCGGUACGACGGUGCAAGACGCCUCGCAGGGUGAUGAAAAUGGUGCACCCAGAACUAGACGCUCACCAGCGAGGGUAUGGCAACCCAGUGUGCCGUAGCCAGGAUGCGCCUUCGCCCAGCUGGGCCGCCUGAACAUUGACCCGAACCGGCGACAGAUCGAUUCACUGUCUGGUAGCCGAUGUCACCCUGUUGCUGCACGGUGACCGGCUGGCCUCCACCCCUUGACAAUGGAAGCACACAAUAUGCAGAGGCAGCUAGCGUAGAACGCCAGACGUUAAGAUCGUUCUGUGAGUUGCUACUUCGUGAUCGUAUUUUGCGUUAUCCGUUGACUGUCGCAUCAUUCACGUUGUGAGUCGGGACCGAUUGCGUUUGGUUUAGAAUUAUUUCCGCUCCGCUUCCCCUCAAUUCCCAUCUCACGGUUCGCGGCAGUGCUACUUAUCUUGGCAUAAUGUUCUAGUGAUUAAUUGGGCGCCAUGUGAGGGCUGAGAAAGACAGGCCUGAAUUGUCAUCAUUGUCAUCAUCAUUGUCAUCACGUCUUUACGAUAGGCUGCACGAAUAUUGGCGUGCGCUGUCAGACGCUUGUGUUGCUGUUCUGCAUACCGGUGUGCGUGUGGGCUACCUAUUUAUCGUGAUAGUCAGAGGCGGCUGAACAUUGCCAAAUGCAUCAUGAGGCCAAUGGAGGGGAGCAUUCAGGUCAAUGGCCGUUGGACCACGCUCAACGCUCAUAUUCUGACGCAUUGCAAUCGGUAGGUACCGGCUGACAUUGUUUAAGAAUUUAAAGUUGUGCAUCUCGGAAUCUAACAAUU
This is a messenger RNA of Pollicipes pollicipes, 1644 nucleotides long. RefSeq names its product asialoglycoprotein receptor 2. Bases 93 to 689 code for a protein of 198 amino acids. The transcript has 2 exons. NCBI's taxonomy places the organism in Eukaryota, Metazoa, Arthropoda, Thecostraca, Pollicipedomorpha, Pollicipedidae. The record is from RefSeq and is a predicted model, not a curated record.